AUGAGGCUCACGACAGCGACGAUAUUACCGGCACUAUGCUGUACCGCGCAACUUGCAGCAGCGUCGCCCGCGCACGUCUACAUCCACGACCCUCACUCGCAGCCUAGCGCCGCAGCGAGAACGCUGGAACCAGUCGCGGCACGGUUGGUGUUGGCACAGAGAGCCGGUGUGGACGACUAUCACAGCUUAGAUCUGUCGAGGAAGGAAGUGGUGGAAGCCAUAAACGACUAUGGCCUGCGGACACAUCUGUUUGAGGCGCAUAGCAGUGUCAACAGGGCUACGUUCCUGCUGGAAGGCGAGGGCGACCCAGCUGCACAAUCGUCAUUGCUGCGAUCGUAUACGUCCUUCGAGCUCGACCCAGCGCCAGCCACUGCAGCUAGCAGAGGCCUAUUUGUCGACCUCGCGAAACAGUCGCAACCCGACCGCUAUGGCCACCUCAGCGACGAAGACCUAUACGCAGAGCUACAAGGUAUGCAGACACGGCCAUCCAAUGGUGCCUUGUUCCACGUAGUAGCAUCGAUGGCCGAGCUCGAAUCACUCCUCGAAGGCAUGACAAAGGACGACCGGUGGAGCAUCACCACUCUCAUCAUCCCUCCGGGCGAACAGUCCGCAGCCAGCCAAGGCAAAUACCAAUGGGGCACAUACUCCAUGCCAAACGCGCAGGCACCUCUCGAGAAGCGCCAGCGCCGAAUCUCCGAAGAGCCACUCACAGAGUCCUUCGAACCAAUCGCCUCCAGCAAGACGGAGUUCUCCGCUCCCAUCUCAAUCAACGCAAACAACACUUCGCCCCUCCGCGGCAUUCUCCCAGCUUGCUUCAGCACCCAGUCUGCCUGCGAGUCGGCGACACGAAACUGCACUGGCCACGGCAGCUGCAGCAGGAAGUACCACGAUUCGACCGCGAAUAACAAGGGCGGUAUCGACUGCUUCAGCUGCUCAUGCAAGGCAACAAAGAGCGAGGAUGGCAAGAAGACGACAUACUGGGGUGGGCCAGCUUGCCAGAAGAAGGAUAUCUCGAUUCAGUUCUGGUUGAUUGUGCUCUUCACUGUGGGCAUGGUGUUCCUCGUUGGGUUCGCUGUGGGAACGAUUAUGGAUAUGGGUUCGCAGGAGCUGCCGAGUGUUAUCGGUGCUGGUGUCUCAGGGCCGAGCGCGAGGAAGUAG
Messenger RNA from Fulvia fulva, 1158 nucleotides. RefSeq lists its product as uncharacterized. Lineage: Eukaryota; Fungi; Ascomycota; Dothideomycetes; Mycosphaerellales; Mycosphaerellaceae. Bases 1 to 1158 code for a protein of 385 amino acids. Gene Ontology annotation, cellular component: endoplasmic reticulum. The record is from RefSeq and is a predicted model, not a curated record. The transcript has 2 exons.